Lycium ferocissimum is the source of this 692-nucleotide messenger RNA. RefSeq lists its product as uncharacterized. NCBI's taxonomy places the organism in Eukaryota, Viridiplantae, Streptophyta, Magnoliopsida, Solanales, Solanaceae. The record is from RefSeq and is a predicted model, not a curated record. The coding region runs from base 24 to 590 and encodes 188 amino acids. The transcript is spliced from 2 exons.
GCUCAGAAAAAACUCAACCGAAAAUGAAGAGAGAAGGUCGUCAACACGGUAUGGUUCGUACAAACCCAAUUUUACCCUUCCCGUGGAACCCAAAACCCGAGCCCAGAUACAUCAACAAGUCCAAUUCACCACCAACAGCUGGGCUUUUCACAAAGGUCUCAACUAAGCCCUCUAACCAUUCCAAGUUUACAGGCAAGUGCGGUAGGCCCAGGUGCACCAGUUGCCACAUUCAUCCAGCUGGAAAAUCAAAGGACAAAACUAAAGGCACUCAAAAGUUAAAGAGACGUGGCGAUGUCGUGUCGUUGGUUACGUGGAGGGUUGUCGAUGCAAGGCCUGGGUUGAAUUUUUCUGGGUUUUCGGCUACUGGGCUUUUGGAUCAUUUGGAUAAUACUGAUUAUUAUUCUUAUUACAUGGAUAAUCAUGAUGAUCAUGGAAUUUACUAUGAUGCCCCUGAUGAGAUUGAUGAUUGUGAAGAUAAUGGGGUUGAUGAUGAUGAUGAUGAAGAAGAAAAAAUGAGUUUCAUUGAGGUGGGAUUUUUGUGGGAAAAUGUUGAAGAAGAUGGAGAUUGGUGUGUUGUUGAAGGAAUCUAAUUCGGUUCCUUUCAAUUCUAUGUAAUUUGUAUUUACUAUUUAAAAAAUGUACAUUUCUGUAAUUGUAUUUACUGUCAAAUAUAUUGUAACAUUGAUAUGGCA